AUGUCGAAAACAGUAACGGAAGUACUUGCAAUGCCAGCUGAGGAGCCGAACGCCGCCGCAGCAGCUGGAGACUCCCCGUUGCUGAACCUCCCCUACGAGAUCCGGCUCCAGAUAUACGGCUGGGUCCACGCAAUGCACCCUAUCCAGCACGCGCAGCUGGCCCCAUGGUACCCGACUCCAACAUACAGUUCGUACUUCCUAAAGCUUGUCAGGCCGGACGCAGCUGAGGAUUCUGGAGUAAAGCGACCUACCGCCGCCGCUGCUGGCGCGAACGACGUCGAUGACGAUCCCCGGAAGAAGGAAACCCGAAAGGCCGCCACCGCCGACGAAGAGGACAAGGCAUUGCUGUCCCCCAACCGACCGCUCUGCGGCCUACCGUCCGCGCUCCUUCGCACCUGUCGCCAGAUCUACGAGGAAACGCGCACGCUUCCGUUCCGCAGCAACGAGUUUGUGUUCGUCAACUGGUUCUCCUCGGGUCUCUGGGCGGCGCGGGCCUUCACUCGGGGCCUGCAAAGGUGGCAGCGGGACGAGAUGCGGUACACGCGGCUCGAGAUGCUGGGGCGGGACUUCACGGGCCCGGCGCUCAAGGAGUGGGUGGAGCUAUGCGGGUGCUGGGCGGGCGGGCUCCGGGGCCUGCGGCUCAAGAUUCUGAUCGGAGGUGGGAUAUUCGAGCCCACCGCUUCGUUUGCCUCGCUGAACAACAAUGCAGAGGCGCAAGCCAUGGACAUUUCCAAAUUUCCAGAGCCACGGCCCGAGUGGAUCGAGGAGGGCCUCAGGAGAAUGGGAAAGCUGAGGGAGCUGGAGGUCGAGCUCUGCGUGCUUGACUGGGACGACGGGCAGAAGAUUACGUGGUGCGAGUCUUUGGAGACGAUUCUCAACGAGGGGCGGGAGGGCGGCGAGAUUCCUUCUCACAAGGAAUUUUUGACAAGGAAUUAUCUCUCCGGUUACACUAAGAACAAGGAAAAUCUACCUCGCUCACGAAAAGUCAAGAUGGUUGGUCACGUUACCAGAGGUCUCACCUUCGCUCAGCACUGUUACGAGUGCCUCGAGAUGGACUACACCUACGCCUGGCCCCUUCCAGUCCGGCUUUUCGCUGUCUUCUUUAUUACAGCCUUGUUCGCCAGCAUGCACCCCGAUGUCAACGCCUUCACUAAGCGUGUUGUCUGGAUGGGCGUCCACCCCUUUGCCCUUCUCGUUGGCUACAUCACCGCCGCCAUUGUCCGCGGUCUCCUCUUCAUCUUCAUUGACGGCCCUGAGAUGCUUGUCAACCUCAUCACUCGUCACCGUAACCGUGACCUCGACGUCCUUGACAACCUUGACGUUGAGAACAACACCAAGCUCAAUGCCAUCAUGGGCCGUCUCCACGCCACUGCCCCCGAGGAGUGGACCCCUGGUGGCCGCGUCUUUGACAAGAAGUACAAGCCCUUCUUGCCCGCUGAGAAGAUGAACUUUGCCGGUCCCCGCCAGAAGAACGCCAUGACCCGCAAGCGCAACCUCUCUGUCUGA
Messenger RNA from Colletotrichum siamense, 1506 nucleotides. RefSeq lists its product as uncharacterized. The transcript is spliced from 3 exons. Bases 1 to 1506 code for a protein of 501 amino acids. The record is from RefSeq and is a predicted model, not a curated record. Lineage: Eukaryota; Fungi; Ascomycota; Sordariomycetes; Glomerellales; Glomerellaceae.